UAUAUAUGUAUAAAAGCACAAAUAACGUAUUCGAUUGUUAAACUAUCAAACACGAUAAUACGAUAUUCUAAAACGCAUACGAUACGCCCAAGAUGAUAAAUAACUUAAAAAUACUUAAAUAUAUCGCUCAUUCGCGCACACAUACGAUAUCGUCAUCUUUAUUUUUGCUUUUCUAAAACAUAGAGGCGCGUUACACGCGCGUUAUUGAGCAUAGUAGGAUUAAAAACGUGACUCAGUUUAAUAAUCUUCUAAUUUGAUUGUUCACACGACUCAAACGAUAACAGUUGCAUGAAAGCAAGUCACAGCGCAUAGUCAAUCAGCAUCGCGGGAAGGAGACGUCAGAGCUUCGAUACGUUCUUCUAUACGAUGUUUUGAUACAUUCGAGAUUUAGACAAUGCGCCUUUCUCAAAAGAGGAUAAUUAAUUGAACCCAAUGCAAAAUGAAUAGCCAAAAUAUGUAAAUACCCAGGUAGCAAGGUGACGUCAGAUGGCGUCUCUAAUGCCAGUAAGACAUCACUGAAACGUCACUCGACGUUACCUUGCUACUUACAAAAUUUUUAAGUCUGCUACUUAAUAUCGAAACUGUAAUUUAUCUGUUUUAAUUAAUUUUGCAGUCUCCUUAGUCAUAAAAUUAUUCCUUCGUAAUUCAUAAAUUGUGCAAAUAUAUGCGUUACUUCGCUUUGCAUUCUCGAGAAGAAAAAUAUUCAUUUUAUGGCUUUUGCACGAUAAAAAGGUGAAAAGGUGCGUUAUUGUGUUGCUUGUCAAUCAACACUUUAAUAACACAGCAACAUUCGAUAACGUCAAUUCUGAUAGAUAAACUCUGCUUAACAGAUGGGAUCUUCUAAUCGUUUCUUAUCGUAAUUUUCUAAUGGAACUGAUAUCGGUCCGUAUGUUACGCCUAAAUGUUUACCUGACGCGACAUUACAAAUUGAAAUGCACUUUCCUCACGGACACGUCAGGGUUGGCCACUGACGUCGGCAUGCCACGAGAGAUUCUGAGACUCAUUGACUGACAUUGCGAGCGAGAUCGACGAUUGCAAUCCGCGCAAAAACGGAGAUCCAGUUUUGCGCUUGCAUUUGUAAUCCGCGUGUCGUGUCACGUGCGUGACUCGCAUCGGAAUCCAAUCCGGGAAUCGAGUGUAUUUGGUUCAAUGUCUCGAAACUCGUUAGUCGCAUACGAUGCUCUUGCUAAUUACUCGAUAAAAAUGUUUCAUCCGUCGUGAAAUGUCGUGAAUACUUUAUAUCGCGUUGUUCUCCAUCUCUCUUCCCGCAAGAUGCAUUUAUUUCCGCAUCUCACGAUUUAUUAUCUCCUUUCACGCUGAUAUUCCCGAAGAACUACUCGAGUAUCAAAUCAGGAAAUUUCCAACUUAAAGUUUAUCACUUAGAAGAAACAGUUACCGGAAAGAGGGAGGGGAGGACGUCGCAUUUGACGCGCAGUAUUUUUCUCUGCAUUUCUCUUCCGCUAUCUCACGCAAUUACAUUAUAUCGGACGUGUCCAAUAUGCAUAUACGUCCCUGCAUUCACCCCGCAUUAUUGUGACAGAGAAGAAAUGCACGUUUGCUCCGCUUGAAAUUCUAACCGUUUAGUCGGUCUCUCCGACCUACCGCGUUAUAACACUCGCGUUGCUUCCGUCCGAGAGGCGCGCGACGAAAUGAAAUUAUCCCUCUACCUGGCGUGCCUUAUGCUAUUGUUCGUUUUCGUAAGCUCGGAGUUGCAUUUCAACGUGAGCGCCUUCGUCGAAGUGAUACUGCACUUGCGGAAAUUUUAUUCAGUGGCGACCGUCAUGUUCGCUCAUCCCGGCGACGCGUACGGCGACUACGGAGAUCUGCGAAUCACACACUUGGUGCACACAUGCGCCAUUAUGCUGGGCCGGCACUACGUAGUUACGUUCGACGUCCACUUCAGGAAGUUACGAAGGUCGCUCCGAUAUUAUCGCAAAAUAGUGCAACCCCUUGCCAUUGUUAUCAUGCCGGAUUACGGCGCGUUUCUCGAGUUCGCGGAGGCCACCAAGAACUACAAAAUGUCUUUCCCGGUGUGGUUCCUGCUGUUCCUCUACACACCCGACAACAGCACCCACGAUUACUGCCACGAUCCGAUCGGUAAUCCCUUGAAUCUGGCCUUCGACACGCAAAUGUUGGUCCUCUGCGCCGACGACGACGAGAUCCUGCGGGAGUGGUACUCGGUCAAGGGCGAGACUACCAAGGUCUUCGAUCUGGCGAAGUGGACGGACAACAAUGGAUUCAUUCUCCUAACGAAACUGUCUCUCUACGAUCGGAAGAAGGAUAUGGAAGGGGUUGUCCUGCGAGCUGUCACUGUUAAGGACACGUCUGUUUCGCCGAAAUAUACCGAAAGUUACGUGGGCGGAUUGUAUGGAAAAGUGCUGGACGAACUCACGUGUUCUCUUAACUUUACGUUGGACGUCGUGUCGGAAGUGAACCAACACGGUCUGUGGAAUAAGAAAAAUAAAACGUGGUCCGGGGUGAUGGGUGAGAUCGUGUCGGGUCGAGCGGACUUCGCUAUCGCUGAUAUGUCGAUGACGAGCCUCAGAGUACGCUACGUCGAUUUUACUCUACCCCUGAUAAUAUCCAGAAACGAUCUGUACGUCAAGGAGCCAGGGAUUUGCGGCGUCAAAUGGCAAGGUUACUUUCAGGCCUUCCAUUCACGCACUUGGGUCGCGACCCUCGUGCUAAUAGCGAUUACGCCGCUUCUGCUGUGCUUGAUGAAGAUAUGCCGCGGAUCUCGAAACAUUGCGGAUCUGAUUUCUGACAAUUUUAUUUACAUCUGGGGUAUCUUCUGCCAGCAAGCGCUUACAGAAUUCCCGAGCCCGUCGUCGCUACGCAUCGCAUACUUCACGAUAUUUUGCACGGCGAUACUGAUAUCGGCUUAUUACUCGGCGGCAUUGGUAUGCUUUCUCACUGCGUGCGUCCGAGUUCUACCUUUCCGCACGAUAGAUGAAUUCGUCAACGACGGCACUUACAGACUAAUAGUUCCGCGCGGCAGCGCCGACUACGAUAUAUUCGUCGCGACGAACGAAUCUUUCUCCUUGAAGCUGAUGAAGAUGAUGAAAGAGGAAUCGGAACUGCCGAUGACCCUAAUCGAUGGCUUCAUGCAAGUAUGUCAAGAUAAAAGGCUCGCUUAUCUCGCGUUGAACGCUUUGAAGAAGAGCGUGCAAGUGAGGAUCCCGUGCAAGUUGUCCUCCAUCCGCACCGAGAGAAUCGACAACCUAGGUAUGAUUCUGUCCAAAGGUAAUCCGUACACCGGCGUGAUAAACUAUCAUCUGCAGAAAUUUCUGGAUAACGGUAUGAUGAUGCGUCUGAGGGAUACGCGAUUCUUGAUGGAAUCGGCCGAAAAUAAGGAUUACCAACCGGUCCGUUUGACCAACGUCAUCCCGAUCUUGUCGCUACUCUCCUUAGAUCUGAAUGUAACGACGAUGAUACACACGUGGACGCGCGAGUUUACGCGGCAGCGAGUCAUGACCGUGACGGUAACUUUCCUGAACCUGGUGAGCGAGUACAACGAGUACCGGAAGACCGUGCGACCGUUGUUAGUCAUUCUUCUGGACACCGAGGAGAGUAUCGACGAGUUUGCCAGAGCCACGAGAAGCGUAGAGUCCAUAUCCUUCCCCAUCUGGCUCGUCCUGUUCCUCCAGCUUCCCGGGCACUCCCUCGAGGCGCACUGCAGACGCCCUACCGGCAACAUAUUCAACGUGAACUUCAACACCAUGAUGUUGGUCCUCUGCUACGACCGAUCGAUCUUGACCGAGUGGUAUGCCGUGAACGAUAAUCGCACCAGGACUCUCGAGUUCGCCACAUGGAGUCCCGAUAGAGGUCUAAUUUUAACGGCAAGACGGAAGAGCUUCUACGCCAGGAGGGGCGAUCUCUUCGGCGAAGUCAUGCGCGUGGCGUCCGUAUACCACGCCAAGAAUCCCAUCUUGCAGAAGGUGAGCGCGUUGAUGAAGGAGAAGAAUCUGCUACCGCUCGUAGAAGCGGACGGAUUCAAGCAGGUCUGCGAGAAGAAGAACGUGGCGUUUUACACGACGGAGAUGAUGGCGAACGCCGUGGAACUGCAGUGUAAGACCGUGUUCAUAGAAACUGGUAAGGCCGACAGCAUGGGGAUAGUUUUGCGGAAGGAGAGUCCUUACACCGGCAUCAUGAAUUAUCACAUACGACGAUUUAUGAACAACGGUGUUAUGAACAGAUUGAAAGAGAAGUAUCUGUCGACGAGCAAUCUACCGGAGGUCCAACACAUCGAAGUCGGCUUGCAGGGCGUAGCGCCGAUUCUGGCGGUGAUGGCAACCGGUGUCGUCCUGGGAGUAUUUAUUCUGAUGCUCGAGAAAGCGUAUUACGUUUUCAAGAUUAGGUGCAAGAACGGCCUCGCUAAAAACCCGAGCGAUAAAGCUGGGGUGAAACUAUGAGGAAGAAGCGGCCGGAGAAACUUCAAACUUCAACCAUUUUACAGAAUGAACUGCGAAGGACCGAUCGGUUACGUCGGUCGACACAAAAAUUGUGUGCUGGAUCUCAACCGUCAGUUUUAGUUAAUUUUGUGUCGAUUACAGAUAAUUCAAGUCAAAACUUAACUCUAAUGUUUCAUUGUGUGGUAAACGACGAUCGAAAGGAAAUUUGACAUUC
This is a messenger RNA of Dinoponera quadriceps, 4626 nucleotides long. RefSeq lists its product as uncharacterized. The record is from RefSeq and is a predicted model, not a curated record. The transcript is spliced from 12 exons. Gene Ontology annotation, molecular function: glutamate-gated receptor activity. Gene Ontology annotation, cellular component: membrane. Bases 1650 to 4412 code for a protein of 920 amino acids. NCBI's taxonomy places the organism in Eukaryota, Metazoa, Arthropoda, Insecta, Hymenoptera, Formicidae.